Molecule: messenger RNA, 850 nt
Organism: Calliphora vicina (urban bluebottle blowfly)
Lineage: Eukaryota; Metazoa; Arthropoda; Insecta; Diptera; Calliphoridae
Product: peptide deformylase, mitochondrial-like
Exons: 2
Coding region: 33-752 (239 amino acids)
Biological process (GO): peptidyl-methionine modification
Cellular component (GO): mitochondrion
Molecular function (GO): peptide deformylase activity
Source: RefSeq, a predicted model, not a curated record
UUUUGCCUUAAUUCCAACAUAUUUUUCUACAAAUGGCUCUGCAAAAACUAAAUCUUCUCCCGCUCAACAUUUUCCAUACCACCAAAAAAUUUUUCCAUGUUUCCGCCACAACAUGUAAAACAUUUCGUCAAAUGUAUCGAGAUUUUUGGACACCCAAAAGUGGCAAUCAUCCACCUUAUGGUCAUUUUACACAAGUGGGGGAUCCAGUGUUACGUUCUCAAGCAGCAGAGGUGCCUCAAGACAUGUUGGACAGCAAAGAAAUCGAUAUGAUUGUAGAACAAAUGGUUAAAGUUCUUAGGAAAUACAAUUGUGUGGGCAUAGCGGCUCCACAAAUUGGUGUAUCUUUGCGUAUUAUUGUCAUGGAAUUUAAAAAGGAUUUGAAUAAGAAUUUUUCAAAGGAGGUUUAUGAGGCGAGAAAAAUGUCACCACUGCCGUUAACAGUUAUGAUAAAUCCCUCCUUAAAAGUUACCAACUACACUAAACAUAAACAUCCGGAAGGCUGUAUGAGUGUGCGUAGCUAUUCCGCUGAAGUGGAACGUUAUGAGGGUGUCACUUUAAGGGGAGUAGGUAAACGGGAUACACCAUCUGAACUUCAACUGACAGGUUGGAAUGCCCGCAUAGCACAACAUGAAAUGGAUCAUUUAGAUGGCAAGCUAUAUAUAGACCAAAUGGAUCGUUCGACAUUUUAUUGCACAUGCUGGGAGACGGUUAAUUCGAAGGCAGGACGAGUCGAAAUACCUUUUUAUAAAUAAAUUAAAAAAGAAAAUGUUUACAUUUAAGUGCAAUUGUUAAAAUAUAAAACGUUGGUUAAAAAAAUAAAGUUAAAUUUUUAAUAAAAGUAUAAUAUAAA